GCUGAAUCCGGAAGUGAUCCCCGAGGACUGAGUUGCAGCGGAGGACCCGGCGGCAGGGCCAGGUUCGGGACCAUGAGCUGGAUUCCUUUCAAGAUUGGGCAGCCCAAGAAACAGAUUGUCCCCAAAACAGUGGAGAGAGACUUUGAAAGGGAGUAUGGAAAACUGCAGCAGCUGGAAGAGCAGACCAGGAGGCUGCAGAAAGACUUGAAGAAGAGCACCGAUGCUGACCUGGCCAUGUCCAAAUCUGCUGUGAAGAUAUCCUUGGACUUGCUCUCCAAUCCCCUCUGUGAACAAGACCAAGACUUUCUGAACAUGGUGACAGCCCUGGACACAGCCAUGAAACGGAUGGACGCCUUCAACCAGGAAAAGGUGAACCAGAUUCAGAAGACUGUGAUUGAGCCCUUGAAAAACAGGUUUGGCAGCGUCUUCCCAAGCCUGAACAUGGCAGUGAAACGGCGGGAGCAGGCCUUGCAGGACUACCGCAGGCUGCAGGCCAAGGUGGAGAAGUACGAGGAAAAGGAGAAGACAGGCCCAGUGCUGGCCAAACUCCACCAGGCUCGAGAAGAGCUUCGGCCCGUGCGGGACGACUUUGAGGCCAAGAACAAACAGCUGCUGGACGAGAUGCCACGGUUCUACAACAGCCGGCUUGACUACUUCCAGCCCAGCUUUGAGUCCCUGAUCCGGGCACAGGUCGUCUACUACUCUGAAAUGCAUAAGAUCUUUGGAGACCUGACCCAACAGCUUGACCAGUCUGGCCACCCCGAUGAGCAGCGGGAACAGGAGAAUGAAGCCAAACUGAGCGAGCUUAGAGCCCUCUCGAUUGUGGCUGAUGAUUGAAUCCUAUUCCCUGGAAGACACCUAGAACACAAGUCACCUUCUCUAGUCUUUGCCCUUUUGAAGCUCAGGCUCAGGCAUCAGCCAGCAAAAGACCCUCCCUGGAAGUGUAUGGGGCUAGUGGCCCCACCUUACCUCACUAGCCCUUUGGAAUGCACUUGGCACCUGGAGCCCCAAGCAGGCUGCUGUCUCCCCACCCAUAGCAGGAGCCUGCAGACAGGUAAGCACCCUAGAAAAAACCGAGGGGCUUUCUUAUUUCCAGAAUUGUCCGAAAUACCUCCUGGCCCAGGGCCAGAGCAGGUUCCCAACCUGCAAAGGGCAUGGACUGCGUCAGCUUGCCUGGGGUUCCCGCCAUGUCUGCAUGGUUGGGAUCACAUCUACCUCCAAGACAGGUCCUGGGGAGUCCACCCCCCUGCUGCCUUCCCACUUCUCUCCUUUUCUGGGAGAGGGCUGUGGUCCUCCAGCCCUGACAGGCCCCUCACGCUAGGGCUCCCAGUAUGACAAAGGCUGGCUUAGCCCACAUCUAUCCUUUUGGUCAAGUGUAGGGAACACCCUGUCUUAUAGGUUCCCUAGGAAAUGAAUUCAACUCGUGUUAAAGUCCUACCACAAAAUGUCACAGGCCUCAAAGCAACAACAAUGGGUUUGUCUCACCUGAAUAUUUGGAAUUUUAUUUUUUCAAGUAAAGUUUUCAAUAAAAUUGUAUUGUAUUAUUGUGCUGUAACUAAGGAAAGGAGAGGAGAGCCACCCCAGGAUUUUUUUCAGGGUAAUGCUGCCCCCUAACUGAGCUGGCAGGACCCCGAUAGCAAGCAUCCUCUCCGGACCAGCCAGCAGCCCGCCCUGAGUGCAAGGGGCUUGCUCGUCCUGCUGCCCUGCCCACCCGGAGGUGACUGCACCUCCAUCUAGCAGAGGCUGGACUGAGGGCCAGGAGCAGGUGGGAGCACCAGCAGACAGACCU
Molossus molossus (Pallas's mastiff bat) is the source of this 1789-nucleotide messenger RNA. It is a transcript of the gene BIN3, whose product is annotated as bridging integrator 3. Gene Ontology annotation, cellular component: cytoplasm; actin cortical patch. The coding region runs from base 73 to 837 and encodes 254 amino acids. The transcript has 9 exons. Gene Ontology annotation, molecular function: protein binding; lipid binding. The record is from RefSeq and is a predicted model, not a curated record. Gene Ontology annotation, biological process: endocytosis; plasma membrane tubulation; actin cortical patch localization. Lineage: Eukaryota; Metazoa; Chordata; Mammalia; Chiroptera; Molossidae.